Lathyrus oleraceus (garden pea) is the source of this 1281-nucleotide messenger RNA. RefSeq lists its product as uncharacterized. The record is from RefSeq and is a predicted model, not a curated record. Bases 1 to 1281 code for a protein of 426 amino acids. Lineage: Eukaryota; Viridiplantae; Streptophyta; Magnoliopsida; Fabales; Fabaceae. The transcript is spliced from 2 exons.
AUGACAGUAGCUGUGUGUGCUGAGAAGUUCAAAGAUAUGGCUGCUUAUUCUAGACAGGCCGAGUACGCACCAUAUGAGAAAUGGAAGAUCGAUCGGUUCCUUUUUGGUCUAAGAGGUGAAAUUUCUCAUAGUGUUUCUCAAAGUGAAUUCACUACUUAUGUUGAAUUCUUAAGGCAAUGCUAUGUGGCUGAGAAUAGUUUGAAGAAAGUUCAAGAAGAAAGGGAUCAGUAUAGGAGUGGACAGAAGGACCAAGGGAGGCCAGGUAACCAGUUUAGGCAUAGACCUCAAGCUUUCAAGGGAAAACAAGUGCAACAUGCAAGGCCUAACCAUCCUCCACAAUGUCAAAAUAAGAAUCAGAUGCAGAGGAGGAGCACUGGUCGAGUUUAUACUUUGGAUGCAAGGAAGGCUAAGAGCAACAAUGCCUUAAUUGCUGGUACAUGUCUCGUUAAUUAUCAUCAUUGUUUUGUAUUGUUUGAUUGUCGGGCGACACACUCUUUUGUAUCAAUUCAGUGCAUGAGGCGUCUUGGCUUGCAAGCAAUUCCCUUGUCUCCUCUUAUGGUGGUUACUACCGCCAUGGAUGAUGUAGUUGAGACACCGUUGAUUUGUGAAAAUUGUUCGCUCUCGGUGAAUGGUAGAAUUUUCCAAAUUGAUCUUAUUUGUUUACCACUUAAGAAGGUUGAUGUGGUUUUAGGGAUGAAUUGGCUUUCUUCCAAUUUGGUGUUUAUUGAAUGUGAAGAGAAGUUGAUUAUCAUCCCAUCUAGUGAAGCUACUCCAAAGGAUGUAUUAACUACUAUCUUGGAAGUUACGGUUUGCAUGGUUAAUUUCUUAUUUGAGAAGGAAAAGUCAGUUCUCUUGGUUCUCACCAAGGAAUCUAGCGACAAUAUGAAUGUUACGCAAAUUCCUAUCGUUUGUGAAAUUCCGAAAGUUUUCCCUGAGGAUGUCACUUCUCUUCCUCCUGAAAGGGAAGUGAAAUUCUCUAUUGAUCUGAUACCUAGGACGACUCCAAUCUCCGUUUCUCCGUAUCGUAUGGCGCCACUCGAGUUGAGAGAGUUGAAGGAUCAAUUGGAAGAGUUGUUAACCAAGCAUUUCAUCCGACCUAGUGUCUCACCAUGGGGAGCUCUAGUGUUAUUAGUAAAGAAGAAAGAUGGUAGUAUGCGGUUGUGUAUUAAUUAUCGGCAGUUGAAUAAAUUCGCCAUUAAGAACAAGUAUCCUCUGCCAAGGAUAUACGAUUUGUUAGAUGAGUUGAAAGGAGCCUGUGUGUUCUCUAAGAUUAAUUUAUGA